AUGUUCAAGCUGUAUUGGAGACCCUUCUUCCGUACAUUGAUCGUGUCUGCUAUCAUCAUUGCAGUCUUCCUCGUAUAUCGGCCACUCGCCUCUUCGUCAACUCCCAUUCCUUUUGUCAAAAGUAGUUUCGACUGGUCCACCUACACCUACCGACACCCUCUCCAGUCCGUUGCUCCUCUCCCGACAGGAAAGCCGCACCGAUUUCCUCCAGUCCACUCCAAGUUCCGGCGAGAGUCAAGAGCUGCGGCAACACAGCGAAUAUCACGCCAGCAAUCGAUACUGAAAACAUUCAAGAAAUGUUGGCAAAGCUACAAAACUCAUGCUUGGCUGAAAGAUGAACUGCAGCCUAUCUCUGCAAAGAGCAAGAAUACGUUUGGCGGAUGGGCAGCCACGUUGGUCGACUCUCUGGAUACCCUCUGGAUAAUGGGACUCGAGGAAGAAUUUUACGAAGCCGCAGAGGCGGCUGCAAGCAUUGACUGGGCAAUAACGCCAGAUACCUCAUGCAAUAUGUUUGAAGUCAAUAUCAGACAUUUAGGGGGCCUGCUAGCAGCCUACGACCUGAGUCACGAGCCCGCCCUGUUGGCAAAGGCUGUCGAGCUUGGGGAUAUGCUCUACGCCGGAUUCGAUACUCCAAGCCACAUGCCUCCGUUCUGGCUUGAUUUUGAGAAAGCAAAAGGUGGCCAACUAGCUGCGGAUGACCAUCAAAUUUCGGCUGCAGUAGGCUCGUUCACGCUUGAGUUCACUCGACUUGCUCAGAUUACUGGAAACCCUAAAUACUACGACGCCAUCGCCCGCGUGACCUCAAUACUUGUCGACCAUCAAGCGUCAACUCAACUGCCCGGUAUGUGGCCAACAUCCAUUAAUGCGCGCGACCAGACCUUCUCUGAGAAUACCUUCACCUUGGGCGCCCUUGCAGAUUCCCUCUACGAGUAUCUGCCUAAGAUGCAUUAUCUCUUAGGUGGUUUGGAGCCAGCAUAUGAGAAAGCUUAUAGGGACUCUAUGGCCACAGCGAUCGAACACUUACUGUUCAGACCAAUGCUCCCGAACAACACAGAUGUACUAGUCGCCGGCUCUACAACCGUCAUGGAUGGGAAGCCUACCCUCAAUCCAGAAGGACAACAUUUGAGCUGCUUUACAGGUGGUAUGUUCAUCCUAGGAGGAAAGCUCUUUUCGCUUCCAGAGCACGUCGACAUUGGUGCAAGAUUGAGACAGGGUUGCAUCUAUGCAUACGAUGCAUUUCCAACUGGUAUUAUGCCGGAGAUCUUCCGCAUGCGACCUUGUCCAUCGCUCGAAGUGUGCGAAUGGGACGAGGACCGCGCUUCUGAAACACUGCCAGAAGGGUUCGUUUCAAUCUCCGAUCGAUCUUAUAUUCUUCGCCCAGAGGCCCUGGAAAGUGUGUUCAUACUUUACCGUACAACCGGGAAUACAGAACUGCUAGAUGCUGCGUGGAGAAUGUUCGAGUCCAUCCGGGCUGCCACGGAAACCGAAUAUGCCAAUGCUGCCAUUGAUGAUGUGACUGUCACUGGCAAGCCAUCGCAAAGGGAUUCAAUGGAGAGCUUCUGGUUCGCAGAAACGCUAAAAUAUCUCUACCUCAUUUUCUCACCACCUCAUCUUAUCAGUCUAGACGACUACGUCCUAAACACCGAGGCACAUCCAUUAAAACGUCUAAAGUAA
Molecule: messenger RNA, 1674 nt
Organism: Cladophialophora psammophila CBS 110553
Lineage: Eukaryota; Fungi; Ascomycota; Eurotiomycetes; Chaetothyriales; Herpotrichiellaceae
Exons: 2
Coding region: 1-1674 (557 amino acids)
Biological process (GO): N-glycan processing; carbohydrate metabolic process
Cellular component (GO): Golgi membrane; endoplasmic reticulum
Molecular function (GO): mannosyl-oligosaccharide 1,2-alpha-mannosidase activity; calcium ion binding
Source: RefSeq, a predicted model, not a curated record